This is a messenger RNA of Trachymyrmex septentrionalis, 1614 nucleotides long. RefSeq names its product paired box protein Pax-6 (gene toy). Gene Ontology annotation, molecular function: RNA polymerase II cis-regulatory region sequence-specific DNA binding; DNA-binding transcription factor activity, RNA polymerase II-specific. Lineage: Eukaryota; Metazoa; Arthropoda; Insecta; Hymenoptera; Formicidae. Gene Ontology annotation, biological process: regulation of transcription by RNA polymerase II; anatomical structure development. The coding region runs from base 67 to 1614 and encodes 515 amino acids. The record is from RefSeq and is a predicted model, not a curated record. The transcript is spliced from 9 exons.
AGAACCCUGUUGGGCGCGGGGGUGGCCAACCCUUGCUCACCCACCCCCGAGCCGCCCUUUUGGAAGAUGCCGCAUAAAGAGGAGGACUUGAUGCACGGGGGUGGCGCGGGUAUUGGCGGGGGUUCUAUGGUCGGACAGAACUCAAUAUUUGGGUGCUCGGCUGCAGGACACAGCGGGGUUAACCAGCUCGGCGGCGUUUACGUCAACGGCCGACCGCUACCGGAUUCCACGAGGCAGAAGAUCGUCGAGCUGGCCCACAGCGGCGCUAGACCGUGCGACAUAUCGCGUAUACUGCAAGUCAGCAAUGGAUGCGUCUCCAAGAUUCUCGGCAGGUAUUACGAGACUGGUUCGAUCAAGCCGCGGGCGAUCGGCGGUAGCAAGCCGCGAGUGGCGACGACGCCUGUGGUCAACAAAAUUGCCGACUACAAACGAGAAUGUCCCUCGAUCUUCGCCUGGGAGAUUCGCGAUCGACUUUUGCAGGAGGGCGUUUGCAAUAACGACAAUAUACCCAGCGUGUCGUCUAUUAACAGGGUACUCAGGAACUUGGCUUCGCAGAAGGAGCAACAGGCGGCCGCGGUGCAAGCGCAUCAAGGUGCCGAGAGUGUCUACGACAAGCUGAGAAUGUUUAACGGGCAGGCAGCAGGUUGGCCACCAGCAUGGUAUUCGGCAACACCUCCCCAUCAUCCUCUGGCCACGGGAAUUCCAACCGCGGCGACUCCUGGAUCCGGUCAGACUCUUCUGCCCGGCAGUCAGCUUCACGGCCGUGACGAUUCUUUGCUGAAACGAAGCGACACCGGGUCUCUAUUGUCGCAUCAGCAGGAGACAACUUCGGACGGUAAUUCGGAGCACAACUCCUCUGGCGACGAGGACUCGCAAGUGCGGCUGAGGCUGAAGAGGAAAUUGCAGCGCAACCGAACUUCCUUCUCUAACGAGCAGAUAGACAGCCUCGAGAAAGAAUUCGAGCGGACACAUUACCCGGACGUGUUUGCACGGGAGCGUCUCGCCGAGAAGAUCGGAUUACCUGAGGCACGUAUCCAGGUGUGGUUCAGUAAUCGCAGAGCGAAGUGGCGUCGAGAGGAGAAAUUACGGAACCAGAGGAGAGCCGCCGUCGAUCAGGUGGUCGCCGGUGGCAGCGGCGGGGGUAGCGGCACCGCGCCUCCCGCAGCCACCCCUGCUACGCCACGGUUACCCUUAAACGCUGGAUUCAACGCCAUGUACUCGUCGAUACCGCAACCGAUCGCCACUAUGCCCGACACGUACAGCUCGAUGUCAAGCAGCCUGGGCGGGUCAAUGGGUGGAAGCUGUCUUCAGCAACGCGCUGACGGCUACCCGGCGUACGUGUUUCACGAGCCUCUCCAUUCGCUCACGCAGUCUUACUCUCACGCGCACAGCGCGGCCGCGGCCGCGCACUCGCAACCGCAUCGCGGCAUCCCGACGUCUCACGGUGGCACCCCCGCGACGCCAGGGGGACAACCCGCCGGACCAGGUGGAGCACCUUACCAGCCGACAACCUCGACCGCAACCGGAGUGAUAUCAGCCGGCGUCUCGGUGCCGGUGCAGAUUCCGUCGCAGACCCCGGACCUGGCGGGCAACUAUUGGCCGAGGCUCCAGUGA